AUGAGGACGCUGGCAUUGGUGGAGGGAAGGAGCAGGAGUAGCGGCAGCAGCCCAGGGCCAAGGAGUGGUGCCGUUGUUGGCCCCACUGGGCCUGGCAAGCCCGUGCCCACCGAGGCCCGGGCGCUCCCCGUAGACAUUCCGCUAUCCCCACCCCUUCGGCUCGAAGUUGAAAUGACAAAGGGGCGGGGUCUCCUAGGAGCUUCCCACCCUCGCUCUCCUAUUGGUCAGAAUGGAAGCGAAUUCUCGCCCCAGAGGAGGGAGGGACGUGACGCGAAGAGCGAGCGCAGCCCUGAUUGGCUGAGCCGGGCGCAGACCCGGCCGCCCCGCUCGCGGAGGCGGACCGUGAACACGAACCGGGCACGAACCGGACCGGACCGGACCCCGAGCCGGCCACGAAGCGGCCCGGACCCCGAGCCGGCCACGAAGCGGCCCGGACCCCGGGCCGGCCGGGGCGGGAUGGCGGCGGGCGGCCUGGGCCUGGGCCUGGGCCUGGGGCCGGGCUCGGGCUCGAGCUGGACGGCCGUGAUCCGGCGGCUACUGCGGCAGUUCAGCUCCUCCCAGAGGCCAGGGUCCUCAGGGUUUCAGUGCCUCCCACUGGUGGUAGAAGGCCAGCAGGUGGGCCUGGUGGUCCCAGCUGUUGCCCGGGAAUUGCGAUCCUUUCCCGAUGUGUUCGUGGAGGUGGCAGAGGGCCUGGAGGUCCGAGGGGGUCAUUGCCCCGAGGAGCGCACAGAGGCAGUGGCGGGGGUCCUGGCCCAGCUGCGGGCCCAGGGCCGCCUGGCAAGGCUGUCGAAGUGGCGAGAUGAGGUAUAUGAGGUGCGGCCCAGUUUUGGAGCCCCAGCCUUAUUUAACGUGGAGCGAGCAGCGGCCCCCUUGCUGGGAGUCCUCCAGUUUGGGGUGCAUCUCAAUGCCUUCGUGUACCAUCAAGACGAUGGGGCUGGGUCCCGGCAGAUGCUCAUGUGGCUGGCCAGGCGGUCCCUUCACAAGGCCACCUACCCAGGCCUGCUGGACAACCUGGCAGCCGGAGGCAUAAGUGCUGGGCUAGGUGUCAAGGAAACCCUGGUGAAGGAGAGCUGGGAGGAGGCCCGGGUGCCCCCCGAGCUGGUGGCGCAGGCCCAGCCAGUGGGCUGUGUCAGCUACACUUAUGAGGAGAUGGAUGGGGAAGAGUUUGGGGCUGUGGUUCGAGAGUGCCUGUUUACCUUUGACCUAGAAAUGCCUGAAGACUUCACCCCCCGAGUGGGAGAUGGGGAAGCACAAGAAUUCUACCUCUGGCCCCUGGACAAGGUCAGGGAAGCUGUGAAUUCUGGCAAAUUCAAGCCCAAUUGUGCCCUGGUGGUGGUGGACUUCCUGCUCAGACAUGGCCUGCUGCAUCCAGACCAGGAGCCCCUGUACCCAGAGCUCACGGCGGUGAUGCACCAGACCCUGUGAGCCAUGCCCAGGACACCAGCAGGUGGCAGGACCAGGGAAGAGGGAAAAGAGCCCAGAGCUGGGGCGCUUCUGCCCUUUUUCAGAAAGGGGGCAAGGGUGGCAGCUUCCCAAUGAAAGACAUGAGAGAGUCGAGGCAGAACUGGGCUCAGAAGGGUCUUCCCGGAUUCAGGUAUCUGUCCUUGGACAUACAGGAAUCCAAAAAAGGGGGGCAGCUAGAUGGCGCAGUGGAUAGAGCCCCAGCCCUGGAUUCAGGAAGACCUGAAUUCAAAUCUGG
Vombatus ursinus (common wombat) is the source of this 1699-nucleotide messenger RNA. Its product is annotated as nudix hydrolase 24, chloroplastic-like. The transcript is spliced from 10 exons. Bases 1 to 1425 code for a protein of 474 amino acids. The record is from RefSeq and is a predicted model, not a curated record. Lineage: Eukaryota; Metazoa; Chordata; Mammalia; Diprotodontia; Vombatidae. Gene Ontology annotation, molecular function: 8-oxo-dGDP phosphatase activity.